Messenger RNA from Beta vulgaris subsp. vulgaris (sugar beet), 2337 nucleotides. RefSeq names its product pyrophosphate--fructose 6-phosphate 1-phosphotransferase subunit alpha. Gene Ontology annotation, biological process: photosynthesis; glycolytic process; fructose 6-phosphate metabolic process. The record is from RefSeq and is a predicted model, not a curated record. Gene Ontology annotation, molecular function: diphosphate-fructose-6-phosphate 1-phosphotransferase activity; 6-phosphofructokinase activity; ATP binding. Lineage: Eukaryota; Viridiplantae; Streptophyta; Magnoliopsida; Caryophyllales; Amaranthaceae. The transcript is spliced from 19 exons. Gene Ontology annotation, cellular component: cytosol. The coding region runs from base 106 to 1959 and encodes 617 amino acids.
CUUUAGCAAAUAGCAGUAGGUAAACCGUAAACACACUUCACACUGCUUAACUCAAAACAGUUAGCACACAAACAAACAUCGCGAAAAAGAAGAACAGCGAUAUUCAUGGAUUCAGAUUUCGGAAUCCCCAGAGAACUCUCUGACCUUCAGAAACAACGCUCUCUUUAUCAACCUGAACUCCCGCCUUGCCUUCAGGGAACUACAGUAAGGGUAGAAUAUGGUGACGGAACCACUGCUAUUGAUCCUUCAGAUGUCCAUGCCAUCAGUCGGUACUUCCCCCACACAUAUGGUCAACCCUUGGCCCAUUUUCUCAGGGCAACUGCUAAGGUCCCUGAUGCACAAAUUAUAACUGAGCACCCAACUAUCAGGUUGGGAAUUGUCUUCAGUGGGCGACAGUCUCCAGGAGGACACAAUGUUGUAUGGGGUCUUUAUAAUGCUCUCAAGAUACACAACACAAACAACAUUUUGCUUGGAUUUCUAGGUGGUACAGAAGGUUUAUUUGCACAAAAGACUCUUGAGAUAACUGAUGAUAUUCUGUCCACCUAUAAAAACCAAGGUGGUUAUGACUUGCUGGGAAGGACUAAAGAUCAAAUUAGAACCAUUGAGCAAGUUAAUGCUGCAUUAGCUUCAUGCAAGGCUUUGAAGCUGGAUGGCCUUGUAAUUAUUGGAGGUGUAACAUCAAACACUGAUGCAGCCCAGCUUGCUGAAACAUUUGCAGAGGCAAAAUGCCCAACGAAGGUAGUUGGAGUUCCAGUUACCUUGAAUGGAGAUCUGAAGAACCAGUUUGUUGAAACUGAUGUUGGGUUUGAUACCAUAUGCAAGGUUAAUUCUCAGCUCAUUAGCAAUGUUUGCACCGAUGCGUUGUCUGCUGAGAAGUAUUAUUACUUUAUUCGACUCAUGGGCAGAAAGGCAUCACAUGUUGCUUUGGAAUGCACUCUCCAGUCACACCCCAAUUUGGUUAUUCUAGGGGAGGAGGUGGCUGCAUCAAAAUUAACUUUGUUUGAUCUGACAAAACAAAUUUGUGAUGCGGUCCAAACCAGGGCAGAAAAAGAUAAGAAUCAUGGGGUCAUCCUACUUCCAGAGGGGCUUAUUGAAAGUAUUCCUGAAAUUUAUGCUCUCCUGCAGGAAAUUCAUGGUCUUCAUCGAGAAGGUGUAUCUGUUGACGUUAUGUCUUCUCAGCUUUCUCCCUGGGCAUCUGCCUUAUUUGAGUUUUUGCCACCUUUCAUUAAGAAACAGCUGCUCCUUCACCCUGAAUCAGAUGAUUCUGCACAGCUGUCACAGAUUGAGACAGAAAAACUUCUAGCUCAUCUUGUGGAGGCAGAAAUGAAUAAACGUGUGAAAGAAGGCACAUACAAGGGAAAGAAGUUCAAUGCAAUCUGUCACUUUUUUGGCUAUCAAGCUCGUGGUUCUCUACCAUCAAAAUUCGACUGUGACUAUGCUUAUGUUCUUGGUCAUAUAUGCUACCAUGUCCUUGCUGCUGGCUUAAACGGUUAUAUGGCAACUCUUACCAACCUUAAAAAUCCUUUGAACAAGUGGAAAUGUGGUGCUGCUCCCUUGACAGCAAUGAUGACUGUGAAACGCUAUUCUCGAGGUCCUGGUUCAUUGGCUAUUGGGAAACCUGCUAUUCAUCCUGCAACAGUGGAUGUGAAAGGAAAAGCAUAUGAGCUUUUGAGACAGAACGCUGCAAGAUUUUUGGUCGAAGAUAUCUACAGAAAUCCAGGUCCACUGCAAUUUGAUGGUCCUGGUGCUGAUGCUAAGGCUGUUACCCUCUGUGUGGAAGACCAGGACUAUAUGGGCCGUAUCAAGCAGCUGCAAGAAUAUUUAGACAAGGUACGAGCCAUAGUAAAGCCAGGAUGUCCACAAGAUGUCCUGAAAGCAGCACUCAGUGCCAUGGCUUCCGUGACAGAAAUUCUGACUGUUAUGUCAUCAAGCUCCAACAGUUGGCAAAAGGUCCUCUAAUUGACGUGAACUAUACAGUUUGUGAAGAUCUUCAAAAGCAGCUUUAUUUCAGUCUUCUUCUGUGUCGAAUUAGGAGUUGCUAUGUUAGAAAUCUGAUAAGCAUUAGGAGCCUGUUUUUCUAUUUAAAUUUUUUCCUUGUAGAUUUGUGAUAUUCCGGGUGAAAUAAUUUAUGCAAGGACAGAUUGCAGUUUUGCAAUGAGUAUAAAUGCCAGAUGGUCAUUGUAAAACCAACCGUUCGAGAUGUACUGCAGGUAAAUGGUUGCACAUUUGUUUUGUUUGGUUAAGUGUCCAAUUAUCUGUGUCAGUUUGAGGCAUCGAUUUAAGGAAAUGAAUGAAUUGUCCUGAAUACAGAGCUCAGAUGGGCUAGUAUUUGCUGUA